ACCUAAGCAGCCUCUACAUAUCUCUCAAAGCAAAAUACUCUGGUCUGUUGACAUUUGCAGCAGCACCGGAAAAACAGUUCGAGUCAUUAAUUCCAGGCGUUAUCAAAUCUUCCCUGCCCAUCAAAUAUGAAGACUUCACAGAAACAAGUUAUUGGAAUUCCAAUCAGAUCAGCAGCAUAUUCUGUUGAGAAGAUGCCAAGACUGUUACUUGAAAAUGCUGAACAGCGCUAUAUUCCAACCCCUGCAAAUAAAUCUCUGACAUGCAAGCAAAAUAAAAUAGAUUCAUUGCUUAAGAGGAUGAACAAGCUAGGGAAAAAAGCUGACAAAUUUGCUCAUGGAAUCCGCGAGCAUGUGAAACUGGGGACCAGGAUCACUGAAACUCUUAUUGGGAAGCUGAGCUUGGGGGCUAGGAUUAUUCGAGUAGGAGGGGUGAAGAAAGUUUUCAGGCAGCUAUUUGGUGUUAGUGAAGGGGAGAGAUUGCUGAAGGUUUGCCAAUGUUAUUUGUCAACCACAGCUGGUCCUAUUGCAGGCCUCCUCUUUACCUCCACUGAAAAGAUUGCCUUCUGCAGUGAGAGAUCGAUUAAAUUGUCUUCUCCAGAAGGAAAGUUGACCAGAAUUCAUUAUAAGGUAGUUAUCCCGUUAAGAAAGGUAAAGACAGCCAACCAAAGUGAGAAUGUGAAGCAGCCAUCGGAGAAGUACAUAGAAAUAGUAACAGUAGAUGAUUUUGAUUUCUGGUUUAUGGGUUUCUUCAGCUGUCAGAAAGCUUUCAAGUCUCUUCAGCAGGCAAUAACUCAAAAACAGAUGAAUACAAGCCAUUCAACUCUGAUGUAGACAGAAGUUUUUUCUCCCUUUUGUUUCAUCAAAUGUAACUAAAUGACGUGAGAGGGGUCAACACGAUCAGUUGAUCAAAGAAAAUGUAAAAAGUUGUUCUAAACUACGGGAAUUAAUGGAUCUUGAUUUCUCAA
This is a messenger RNA of Populus euphratica (Euphrates poplar), 965 nucleotides long. Its product is annotated as GEM-like protein 4. The transcript is spliced from 4 exons. NCBI's taxonomy places the organism in Eukaryota, Viridiplantae, Streptophyta, Magnoliopsida, Malpighiales, Salicaceae. The coding region runs from base 127 to 831 and encodes 234 amino acids. The record is from RefSeq and is a predicted model, not a curated record.